Molecule: messenger RNA, 198 nt
Organism: Talaromyces proteolyticus
Lineage: Eukaryota; Fungi; Ascomycota; Eurotiomycetes; Eurotiales; Trichocomaceae
Exons: 3
Coding region: 1-198 (65 amino acids)
Source: RefSeq, a predicted model, not a curated record
AUGAGCUCCAACCAACAAGGAAAUCAGACCCAGGAGGAUUACCUCGACAAAGGUCUUGAUGCCGCUGAGAAGAAGUUCGGCCAGGGCAAGGUUGAUCCCACCAAAAUGAGGGACACCAACGAGAAGAUCACCGAUACUGCUCGUAGCCUUUUCGAGAAGGCCACAGGGAAGCACAUCCCAGAGAAGUUUUCCAAUUAA